Molecule: messenger RNA, 2440 nt
Organism: Bacillus rossius redtenbacheri
Lineage: Eukaryota; Metazoa; Arthropoda; Insecta; Phasmatodea; Bacillidae
Product: malonyl-CoA decarboxylase, mitochondrial-like
Exons: 10
Coding region: 8-1726 (572 amino acids)
Biological process (GO): acetyl-CoA biosynthetic process; malonyl-CoA catabolic process; fatty acid biosynthetic process
Cellular component (GO): mitochondrial matrix; peroxisomal matrix
Molecular function (GO): malonyl-CoA decarboxylase activity
Source: RefSeq, a predicted model, not a curated record
ACGCACGAUGUUUUGUUUUACUGCCAGGUCAAAUAGCUAUCUAUUUUUAAUUGCUUGUGGGAAGUGUAGCCAGGUGAAAUAUUUGAAUUGCAGAAAUCUAAAGCAUCUGCAAUAUACCGUGCAAAUGACAAGCCGCAAACCCAAAACUCUGACUUCAGGAUUUAAUUUGUCCCCUGAAAGAAACAUAACCACUUCUAAACCGGGUAGCCCAACAGAUGAUUCCUGUCAAAUUGGCCUUCAGAAGGUUGUUGAUACAGAUUAUUAUGGCUUUGAUGCUGCAGAGGCGCCAGUCGAACGGCUCAGCACAAUAGAAGAUGAGCUGCAAGUUAAAAAUUUGCUGAAGGAAGUCUUAGCAUUUCAGAGCACACAAGUUAGCAACUGGAUUGUAGAGAGUAAAGUGAAGCAGCUAUGUGCUGCCUACAAGAGCCUGCUGAAGCCCCACCGGGAAGAGUUCCUGAAGACCCUAGCCAGCGAGUACAGUGUGGAUCACCCCGCGGUCGUCAAAUCUGCUCGCGUCCUGGUUGAACUGCAGGAGACGGGAGACGAGAGACAGCUGCUGCGUGCCGAGGAGCGUCUCGGGAGCCUGCUGUCCCCUCAGUACCUGUGGCUGUUCCUGCACACCGGCCGCCUGGAGCGGGGCGUCAAGUUCCUGGUGGACUUGCGCACCGACCUGCUGGCGCUGAUGUCGGAGCUGAGCCGGGCCGAGGGUGCGCUCUCCCAGCUGCAGCAGUUGGACCGCACGCUGCGGGAGCUGUUGUCCCUCUGGUUCUCGGUGGGCUUCCUCGCCCUGGAGCGCGUCACCUGGCGGUCCCCCUGCGAGCUGCUCCAGAAGAUCUCGGAGUACGAGGCUGUGCACCCGGUGCGCAACUGGACGGACCUGAAGCGACGCGUGGGGCCCUACAGGCGCUGCUACGUUUACACGCACGGCAGCAUGCCGGGGGAGCCCCUCGUGGUGUUGCACACGGCCCUCUGUGACGAGAUCGUGGGCAGCCUCCGGGGCCUGGUGUCGUCUGCUUCCCGCAUGUCCGUGGACAUGGCUGCUAGGACAGACACGCCGAUCAGCGUCGAAGAGGAAGACCCUGCAGGCAUAAAGGCUGCCAUAUUCUACUCCAUAUCGUCCACCCAGAAGGGACUCAAAGGCAUCGAGCUGGGCAACUACCUGAUCAAGCGCGCCGUGCAGGAAGUGCGGGCCGAGUUCCCCCUCAUCAGCAUGUUCUCCACGCUGUCACCGGUCCCUCAGUUCCGCGCCUGGGUCGUCGACAAGCUCAAGGCCGCGGAGAGAGGCGAGGCGGGAGUGCUGACCCCGGAGGAGGAGGAGCGUCUCGGCGCGCACCUGGGCGCGCAGGGCGUGUGGGCGGAGCUGCGCAGGCUGUUCCACGCCAACUCGUGGGCGAGCGACGGGCGGCUGGCGGACCUGCUCGAGGCCCCGCUCAUGCGGCUGUGCGCUCGCUACCUGCUGCUGGAGAAGAGGCGCGGCUACGCGCUCGACAGCGUCGCAAACUUCCACCUGAAGAACGGGGCGGUGAUGUGGCGCCUGAACUGGCGUGCCGACACGAGCCCUCGGGGUCUCGGAAACUCCUUCGGCAUCAUGGUCAACUACAGGUACUUUCUGGAAGACCUGGAGACAAACAGCAGGAAGUACCAGGAGAAGCAAGUUGUAUCAGCUUCAGAACAGUUCUACCAACUGUCUGCGGGCUCGGCCGACACCAUAGCUUCGAAGUUAUGACAGGAUGGGAGUUAUAACGUAUAAGAAAUUUUUGGGGUUUCUCGUAGUUUGUAUAUUUCAAGGGUGCAGUUAGGUUUUGAAUGUUUAUAUAUAAAAUAGUUACAAAGCAAUAAGAAAACUAAGUUCUAUCUUAUAUAUUUUUUUACACGCUUAAGUGUGUAAGUUUAUUGACCAUUGUUUUAUUGUUGUUAUUGUGUCAUCAUUAUGUCAUUGUCUUAGUUGUAGGCUCAAUAUUUUCUUUUCUGUGCUUUUAAUUUAAAACAUUUUUAUGGCCACAUAAUAUAUAUCAAUUUUUAAACAUAAAAUUAAAAAAAAAUUGUUUGUUUGUAUCAUCAGUAGUCUGUGCUUGAAGUAUACCAAACUGGAAAAUAGAUAACUUUUUUUAUGCUGUAAAUCCAGAAAUGUCAUAAUAUUAUGUUAACUAUUUUUAUGAUACACGUAGGGUAAUUGAGCAAACAAAAUGUAAAUGUGUAAACACAUUAUUACGUUUUAGAAUGCUGUAGUUUGUUUUAUGAGGGUCCUAAUAAAAGUAAAAGGAACAGAAAGGAAAUCAGGAUACCACAAGUGCAAUUCAUCUACCACUACUUAAUGAGAACUGUGGUGGCAAUAUUAGGCUGUGACACAACAGUAUUUGUGUUAUGUUUGUAUCUUGUUUCCGUCAUCAUCGUGUGUUUUGGUGUUGUUUUUGGCAUAUUAAAUGUUGUUACUGUUCAA